AUAAGAAGCUGUGCUUCUACAAGAACAUUGCUGACUCUGUACUUCUGGCGUCUCUACUCUAUAACACAAGAGCAGCUUCACAACAUGUUUGUUCUUGUUCUGUUCACCUGCAUUGUGCUGAGAGCAUUCAAUGCUCAGGCAAAAGUGGUCGAGAGCUUUGAUGACUGUAAAGGGUUCUUCUACAAAGACACAGAACCAGAAGGAAUGGAUCAGAAUGCCAAAAAAAUUUGUCAGAAGCUUGAAUAUGAUCAAUACUAUUAUGCUACUCUGUACUCAGUUCCUCGCAGGAUCCCUCUCUACAGUGCCUUCACAUUUGACCCUGAAUGCUCCGGUACUGCUGGAAGGACAGAAAACUGGCACAUCGAGCCACAGAUUUCCCAACCUGAAUCCCGAACUGAUCAUAUGGUCCGUGAGAGGGACUCUGAUGAAAACAUUAUUAAAAAAUAUCAAGCCAUCAGCAGUGACUACAUCAACUCUCGAUAUAAUCAUGGACUCCUGAACCCCAACAGCUUCCAAUGCAACAAAGGACGUAUUGCAACGCUCACACUGACCAACGCUGCACCUAUAGAUGAGUCUUUCGACCGUAUCCAGUGGAAGAACUCGGAGAGUGCACUGAGGAGUUUCUUAAGAAGCAAGCUUGACAGUCAUGGCGGUUCUGCAACAGUCUACAUUGUCACAGGUACAGUACCUGAUGACGAUGUACAAAUACCACGCAAGGGAACCUCUGAAGACCCAGAAAGAGUGACUGUGCCAUCUUACAUCUGGACAGCCAUCUGUUAUAAACACCACCACAAUGACACAAAGUCAUUUUCCUUCGGCUACAUUGGGAAAAACCAGCCAGGAGGUGGCAUAAGCCUGAUGAGAGUCUCAGACCUGAAUGAAAAGCUCAGCAGUCUCUAUAGGAAACUGUUAAAAACUCAUCAGUCAAUUAAGAUUUUUGUUGGUGAUUGUUUUGAUGACAGUGAAAAAUUAAAUGAGGUUCAGGGUGUGUUUGAAAAAUUAAUAAAACCAAACCAAGUAGAUGAGAUGGCCACAGAUGUACAGAACAUGUCUCGCACGCAGAAAAGAGUCGUCAGAAGUCCGUAUUACUCAAAAAUCACAGUUGGAGGGUCUAGGUGCACUGAUGGUGACUUCUGUUCCCAAGGUGGUGAGGACUACUACUGGUGCUAUACCGAUGAUGGUAUCUUUUUCUACACCUGGGACUACUGCAGCCCUCCAGGGGUGGUGGGAAGUAGAGCUAAAAAUGGGGAGUACUGCCGUAGCAACUAUGCCUGUUCCACAUAUGGUUCAGAUUAUAAGUGGUGCUACACACAAAGCGACAAUAAUGACAUGUGCUGUACUUCUGAUAACUGCUUCUCAGCUGUGAAUGACAAGACCUGCUGGUCUAAUCACCCAUGUGGAUACCAUGGCCAAGAUUACCUGUGGUGCUAUACUGAUGAUAAAGGCAACUGGGAAUACUGUUGCAAAAACUGUUACUAAAUGAAUUUGAUUUCAUUAAUUUCAUUUCUUUUUCAAAGUAAACACAAUUACCAUAGUCCCAUGUGCUGUUCAAAAUAAGUAACCAUUAACAGAAUUAAAACACAGACAAGGCAAAGCAAAUGCAAUUAAUGAAUAAUAACUAACCUAGAAAAAAAAAAAAAAA
Messenger RNA from Carassius auratus (goldfish), 1642 nucleotides. RefSeq names its product endonuclease domain-containing 1 protein. The transcript is spliced from 2 exons. The record is from RefSeq and is a predicted model, not a curated record. The coding region runs from base 85 to 1479 and encodes 464 amino acids. Gene Ontology annotation, molecular function: metal ion binding; hydrolase activity; nucleic acid binding. Lineage: Eukaryota; Metazoa; Chordata; Actinopteri; Cypriniformes; Cyprinidae.